Erigeron canadensis is the source of this 2237-nucleotide messenger RNA. RefSeq names its product pentatricopeptide repeat-containing protein At2g13420, mitochondrial-like. NCBI's taxonomy places the organism in Eukaryota, Viridiplantae, Streptophyta, Magnoliopsida, Asterales, Asteraceae. The record is from RefSeq and is a predicted model, not a curated record. The transcript has 3 exons. Bases 137 to 1726 code for a protein of 529 amino acids. Gene Ontology annotation, molecular function: protein binding.
GAAAGUAGCUUGACUGAAGCCAAACCCUAUACUUCCCUACCCCUGCCCGGUGAGCUAAAAUCUUGGGGUUUCUGUGGUCGUUAUCUGUACGUAUGCUACUUUGGUUGACACUUUAGUUUUGAGUAACGUUUGACAAAUGGCAAUGCGUUGCAGCAGCCACUCUCGCAUCAUACCCAGUUUGUUACAUUUCCGUUCAGUUUCUGCAUUCUCGUCCUCCACCUUUGAACCCAAUGAAUCCGUAGCAGCAAAUGUAACAAAACCUUCACUUCCUUCACUUGAAUCAUCCGGUGACGCCGAUGUGAUUUCUCAAAUGCUUAUCCGACACCAUAACCCAUUUCACUCAAUGGAAUCGUCUCUGCAACUUAACGGAAUCAUGAUUUCUCCACUUCUCGUCCAUCAAACCCUGAUUCGUCUAAAAAAUAUCUCCAAGAUCUCCUUGGCUUUUUUCUCUUGGGCCAGAGAUCAACCUCAUUACUCUCAUGACUCCACUGCAUACAACCUCAUGAUUGACAUAUUAGGUAAAGUCAGACAAUUUGAUGCAGCUUGGCAAUUGAUUGUUGAAAUGGACCAAAAUGGUGUGAGCCCCACUUCCACAACGUUUUAUGUCCUGAUCCGUCGGCUCAUAUCUGCUGGUUUGACUAGGCAAGCUAUCCGUGCAUUUGAUGAUAUGGGUUGUUUUGUGACAAUUGAUUCGGACCAACAACCCAUUGAUGACUUCUAUUUUCUUUUCGAUACGCUCUGUAAAUAUAGCUACCCGAAAGUCGCUACUGAGAUGUUUAACAAAUGGAAGAGCUGGAGAUUUCAACCUGAUGCAAAGAUUUACACUAUUAUGAUCUACGGAUGGUGUAAAAUAAACAAACCUAAGAUGGCAGAAAGGUUUUUUAAAGAGAUGUUGGAUAGUGGGAUCGAACCAAAUGUGGUUACUUACAAUGUUUUGUUGAAUGGGAUAUGUCGGAGAUCUAGUUUACAUCCUGAUGAUCGAUUUGAGAGGAUAAUUCAAGCUGCAGAGAAUUUGCUUAAUGAAAUGCUUCAAAGAGGUAUUGACCCGGACGUUACUAGUUAUUCUAUUGUGUUACAUGUGUAUAGUCGGGCACAUAAGCCAGAUCUUACACUUGAAAAGUUAAAGAUUAUGAAGGAUAAAGGUAUUCAUCCAUCAUUGGCGUCAUAUACAUCUGUCGUGAAAUGUCUUUGUUCAUGUGGACGACUUGUAGAAGCAGAAAAGUUGCUUGAUGAAAUGGUGGAAAAUGGGGUUGUUCCGUCUGCUACAACUUAUAAUUGUUUCUUUAAAGAAUAUAGAGGUCGGAAAGAUGUUGACAGUGCUUUAAACUUGUAUAAAAAAAUGAAAAAUGAUUCUGUUUCCUUACCCGACACCCACACAUAUAAUAUCCUUGUAGGGAUGUUUAUGAGAUUGAAUAAGUUCGAUCUUGUUAAAGAGAUUUGGGAGGAUAUGAAAGGUAGUGGGUCAGGACUGGAUUUAGAUUCAUACACAUUGUUGGUUCAUGAACUGUGUGAAAAGAAAAUGUGGAGAGAAGCUUGUGAGUAUUUUGUUGAAAUGAUUGAAAAAGGGAUUUUGCCUCAAAAAGUGACUUUUGAGACUCUGUAUAGAGGCUUAAUACAGUCUGAUAUGUUAAGGACAUGGAGGAGAUUGAAGAAAAAGCUUGAUGAUGAAUCGAUAUCAUUUUCUUCAGAGUACGAAAAUUAUCAUAUUAAACCUUACAAAAGGUGAACAAACUUAAUAGUGUGAACUUGUAAGGCCUGAGGUGAUGGAAGCAUCUUUCUAGGGAAACUUCAGAUGCCAAUAGAAGCAGUCUACAGAGAUAUGGAGCGAAAUGGUUAUUUGGAUACAUUUUGGGUGAAUUUUACGAAGUUGGACCCUCUGAGUCAAUUUCUGAAAGUUCACUCAUUUGAGCCAUUAGAUGCAAAGUAUGACCUGAAUUGAUCCAUCGAAUGAUAAAAGGGUCAAAACAGUCACCAUUUGCUUAGCCAUAGUGGCACUUCACUCAUGCGAAACACGUGCCCAACGACGAAGGUUAAGGUGAUACGAGCAUGGACUCCAAGCUCCUGGUAUUGGGUAUGAAACCUGCAAACUGCUUACCAGUUUAUGACUUUGCAAGUUUAGUUUUACAUUUGUUGGUUAGUAUACUUUGUAAUCAAACUUUUGUUAGUUAUGAUUAUACUGUAUUUUCAAUUUGUAAUCUUUUUCAAUUUAUAACUGAGAUAUUUUUUUAUCUACUAUA